GCAUUUCAACCAACCCACCAUCCACAAUCGCUCCUCCAACUGUACCUGCAACCACACCACACCUUACCGCACCGCACUCAUGGCCGAGCUCACCAAGCCCGAGGGGUUCCGUGGGGAGUUCCUGCUCCCAUCCCACCCCGACUAUGACAAGUUCCGCGAGCCGUGGAAUGCCGAUCACGCAAACAAGAAGCCAAGCGUUGUGCUGCUGCCGCACGGCGCAAAGGAUGUGCAGGUUGCCAUCAAGUGGAUUCACGCCAACAAGCUGGAGUUUGCUGUGAUGAGCGGUGGCCAUUCUCUCUCUGGGCGCUCCAUCAAGGAUGGCGCAGUCCUGAUCCGUCUCUCCCGCAUGAACUUUGUCCACGUCGAUCCCGUGGAGCGCACUGCCUGGGUUGGAACUGGCGCCACCAUCGCCGACAUUGACGCUGAAACAAACGCGUACAACCUUGUUGCUGUGGGCGGCCAGGUGUCGCACACUGGCGUUGGCGGCUUUGCUCUGCACGGUGGCUUUGGCGCCAUCUCCCGCCGCUACGGCCUGGCCGUCGACAACAUGCUGGCGGCGCGCGUGGUGUUGGCUGACGGGUCGCUCGUCGAGGCCUCUGAGAAGGAGAACAGUGACCUCUUCUUUGCCAUCCGCGGCGCGGGCAGUCUCGUUGGCGUCGUCACCUCCAUCAAGUUUCGUCUCUUUCCACUGGCCGAGGGUGACCUCAUGUGCUCGGGCCAGGCGUUUUGGCUCGCCGAGUCCGAUGAAGACCUGCGCGAGCGCGUCGGCGCAUGGUCCAAGAUUGUUGACGGAAGCAGCGAGAACCUGUAUUGCACGUGCAUUUGGACAACACCGCCUCCGCCACCCUUCAACGGCCGGCGCACGUUUAUCAUUCACACGGCUUGGCUGGGCGACGAGCCCAUGGACAAGGCCAAGGAGAAGCUGGACGCAGCGCUGGCCCCGCUCAUGGCCAAGGAGCCCGUUGUGAACGCCAUUGGGCCAAAGCCGUUCUCCGUCUUCAACUCCAUGCAGGACCCCUUUGGGCCGUUUGGUCAGGCGAAGCGCGCCACAGGCGUGAGCACCAACGACUGCAACAAGCUGACAAGCGUGCUGCUUGAAACGGAGAAGCAACGGCCCCCGCCAAGCGUGUACAUCGUGGAGCACUGGGGCGGCAAGGCAAAGCGGCCUGGACGUGCACCUGCUGACGAUCUUGUGCACCGCAUUCGCGAUACCUUCACGGUGCUUUGUCUUGGAUGCACCCAUGUCCCAGAGUUCAAACAGCAAGCCCUCGACUGGAUUCAAGCAUUCAAGGCCAAGGCCAAAGAAGCUGAGCUGGGCGUUGCCGCCUAUGUGAACUACACAGAGGACAACCAGAAGCCCUAUGGCGAGUGCACGGACAAGUUGGUCAAGAUCAAGGCCAAGUACGACCCAGACAACUUCUUCCCACGAGUGACGGGUGCCGCUUAAGUCACGCGCGUGGCCACGACCGCUGCUCACGCCGCUGUUGCUGUCAUGCAAUAAAGUUACCUGGCUGUGACAGUGACGCGUGAUGCGCAGUUACAACAUUGCACGCAUGAUUCCGUGAUUCCUUACCUUCCAUCUCCCUUCACAUCUCCUUCCACCCUUCUUUUUUUUUUUUCCCGCGCACAUACCUGCUGCCCCUCCUCUUCUCAACCCGGUACACCUAACGGUUCGCCCCCCCCCCCUUCAAUUCUGUUACCAGUGUGCAUUGACAUACAAGCAAGCCGCACUUUGCUGCUUCGCGUGUUUCUCGUUUCAUUCAGUUGUGUUACUUGACUGCAAGUGCCUUUUCGGGCGUGGUGGUGAGCAGCAAUGAGGUUGUUGCAUCGAUCCAUCAUGUCAUGUCACUCCAUAAACACGCGUACACACGCACACGUGAGACCACAAACAUACAUUAGGGUGUCAGGUCACACAAAAC
Salpingoeca rosetta is the source of this 1919-nucleotide messenger RNA. RefSeq lists its product as uncharacterized. The transcript has 6 exons. The coding region runs from base 80 to 1447 and encodes 455 amino acids. The record is from RefSeq and is a predicted model, not a curated record. Gene Ontology annotation, molecular function: FAD binding; oxidoreductase activity. Lineage: Eukaryota; Choanoflagellata; Craspedida; Salpingoecidae.